Messenger RNA from Oryzias melastigma (Indian medaka), 8404 nucleotides. It is a transcript of the gene kcnh1b, whose product is annotated as potassium voltage-gated channel, subfamily H (eag-related), member 1b. The record is from RefSeq and is a predicted model, not a curated record. Gene Ontology annotation, cellular component: membrane. The coding region runs from base 259 to 3123 and encodes 954 amino acids. Gene Ontology annotation, biological process: potassium ion transmembrane transport; regulation of membrane potential. Gene Ontology annotation, molecular function: delayed rectifier potassium channel activity. Lineage: Eukaryota; Metazoa; Chordata; Actinopteri; Beloniformes; Adrianichthyidae. The transcript is spliced from 11 exons.
CUCACUCUACCACAUACAUCCUCCUCGAGUCUCAUCUCACAGCUCGUGCACCAACCAUCUGCUGCCGGCCACCCCGCUGAAAGGGAGACAGCGGGGUGAGAGAGGGGGAGACAGGAGGGACGGACAGACAGACAGACAGGGAGCGAGUUCCACAGAGAGCACGCGCAGGAGCUCCCUCUCUCUACUUGACGGGCGCGUGCAUCCUCAGAUGUCAGAGGCGGGAAGCUGCUGUGCCUCGCGCUGCAGGACGACGGCAGGAUGGCGGGCGGACGACGAGGUCUGGUGGCUCCUCAGAACACCUUCCUGGAGAACAUCGUCCGCCGCUCCAACGAUACAAACUUUGUGCUGGGGAAUGCUCAGAUUGUGGACUGGCCAAUCGUCUACAGCAACGAUGGCUUCUGCAAGCUCUCUGGUUACCAUCGAGCGGAGGUCAUGCAAAAGAGCAGCACAUGCAGUUUUAUGUAUGGAGAGCUGACAGACAAGGAGACAACAGAAAAGGUUCGGCAGACCUUUGAGAACUACGAGAUGAACUCUUUUGAGGUUCUGAUGUACAAGAAGAACAGAAUGCCGGUCUGGUUUUUUGUGAAGAUUGCUCCCAUCAGGAACGAGCAGGACAAAGUUGUGCUUUUCCUCUGCACCUUCAGUGAUAUCACCGCCUUCAAGCAGCCAAUAGAGGAUGAGUCAUCAAAAGGCUGGGGUAAAUUUGCCCGUCUGACCCGGGCUCUAACCAGCAGUCGGGGAGUUCUUCAGCAGCUCGCUCCAGCUGUCCACAAAGGAGAGAGCGUUCACAAACACUCCCGGCUUGCAGAGGUUCUCCAGCUGGGUUCAGACAUUUUGCCUCAGUACAAACAAGAAACUCCAAAGACGCCACCGCACAUCAUUCUGCACUAUUGCCUCUUCAAGACCACCUGGGAUUGGGUCAUCCUCAUCCUCACCUUCUACACCGCCAUCAUGGUGCCCUACAACGUCUCCUUCAAGACCAAGCAGAACAAUGUCACCUGGCUGGUGGUGGACAGCAUUGUGGACGUCAUUUUCCUCGUGGACAUCGUUCUCAACUUCCACACCACCUUCGUUGGUCCAGCCGGCGAAGUCAUCUCAGAUCCAAAGCUCAUCCGCAUGAACUACGUGAAGACCUGGUUCGUCAUCGACCUGCUGUCCUGUCUGCCUUACGAUGUCAUUAAUGCCUUUGAGAAUGUUGACGAGGGAAUCAGCAGCCUCUUCAGUUCCCUCAAAGUGGUCCGUCUGCUGCGUUUGGGCCGGGUCGCUCGGAAGCUAGACCACUACAUAGAGUACGGCGCUGCCGUGCUGGUCCUACUGGUCUGCGUGUUUGGCCUGGCGGCCCACUGGCUGGCAUGUAUCUGGUACAGCAUCGGAGACUAUGAAGUGAUCGACGAGGAGACCAACAGCGUGAGGAUGGACAGCUGGUUGUACCUGCUGGGGGAGACGGUGGGGAGACCGUACAGACUCAACUCCUCCGGACGCUGGGAGGGCGGGCCCAGCAAAGACUCGGUCUACAUCACCUCGCUGUACUUCACCAUGACCAGUCUGACAAGCAUUGGCUUUGGGAACAUUGCACCAAACACGGAUGGGGAGAAGAUCUUUGCUGUGGCCAUGAUGAUGAUCGGAUCGCUGCUGUACGCCACCAUCUUUGGUAACGUCACCACCAUCUUCCAGCAGAUGUACGCCAACACCAACCGCUACCACGAGAUGCUCAACAGUGUCAGAGACUUCCUGAAGCUCUACCAGGUUCCCAAAGGCCUCAGUGAGCGAGUGAUGGACUACAUCGUAUCCACCUGGUCCAUGACCAGAGGCAUCGACACUGACAAGGUUCUGCAGAUUUGUCCCAAGGACAUGCGGGCGGACAUCUGCGUCCACCUCAACAGGAAGGUGUUCAAAGAGCACCCAGCCUUCCGGCUGGCCAGUGACGGCUGUUUGCGAGCCCUGGCCAUGGAGUUUCAGACCAUCCACAGUGCGCCGGGUGACCUCAUCUACCACGCUGGAGAGAGCGUGGACAGCCUUUGCUUCGUGGUGUCUGGAUCGCUGGAAGUCAUCCAGGAUGAUGAGGUGGUGGCCAUUCUAGGGAAAGGGGACGUGUUCGGGGACGUGUUCUGGAAGGAGAUGACUCUGGCUCAGUCCUGCGCGAACGUCCGAGCGCUGACCUACUGCGACCUCCACGUCAUCAAACGCGACGAGCUGCAGAAGGUUCUGGAGUUCUACUCCAACUUUGCAAACCACUUUGCCAGAAACCUGGUGCUGACCUACAACCUGAGGAAGAGGAUUGUCUUCCGUAAGAUCGCUGAUGUGAAACGUGAAGAAGAGGAAAAGCUGAAAAGAAAAGAUGAAGCUCCUCUGAAUCUUCCUCCUGACCAUCCGGUUCGCCGGCUCUUCCAACGGUUCCGGCAGCAGAGGGAGGCUCGGCUCGCUGCGGAGCGCGUCUGUUUGGGUACCGGCGAUGUGGAGAAAGGUGUGACUCAAACGGAGCCGAGAGGGCCGCAAAUACUGGCUUCCACCAGUAUUGCCAUGGUAACCGAGAGCGCAGACACACCCACCACCUCUGCAUCAUCCACAGCAUCGCUUUCAUGCCGGAGCGCCAACCGAGUCAUUCUCCAAACCUCCGUGGUCCAAAAUGGUAACUUAGCUGGAUGCAAGUCUGUGGAGCCGCCUAAAGCUAAAGGUUGGGGGCGGUUCAAGGAGUCGGUGGUGAAAGCUGAAUCGUGGAGCAGCGUCUCCAAGGCGGAGUCCAUGGAAACGCUGCCCGAUAGAACUAAGUCUCAGGAUGAAAUGUCCCUGAAGAAAACCGACUCCUGCGACAGCGGCAUCACCAAGAGCGACCUCCGCUUAGACAAUGUCGGCGAUGCCCGGACUCCUCAGGAGAGAAGUCCAGUCCAGUCUGAGGAGAAGAAGGUUUUCUGUUCCAUACCAGAGCAGAGCCUGCAAGCCUCGUUCCUAGAGCUGAAACAAGAACUACGAGCAGACAUCAAAUCUCUUAACAGCCGCAUGGCGACGCUGGAGACUCAGCUCGCCGAGCUGCUCGGAAUUCUCAAAUCCAGGAAGUCGUCUGGCUGUUUUUUUGAAGCUUCUCGACCUCCUUCCCCAGAUUCCGAUAAAGACAGCCUAUCUUAACAUAGAUGUGCUCCAGCUUCCAUGUGUUGAGGGCUUAUCUCUUAGCUGAAAUGGACCUGAAGUCUGAGGGAAUCAAACUUGAACCACUGAGUCUCCAGAUGUCAACAAAGAACAUGAACUCUGAUGUUUGUUGCACUCAACAGUUUGAACUGACUGGAACUGAAACGAUUAGUCUUAUUAUUUUUGCUUUAGGCGUCGUCUCAGUUCUGCUUGCACCUUUAUUCUCAGGAGAGUUUGAGACUGUCCCACCUCCACCUCCUAUCAGCAAUAAGUGUUGGCUUUACCGUCGUUUGACCUGGACUCUGGCACUGUGACGAAGGGCAUUUUCUAUGACCGUUUAUUUGAUGCCUUUUUUUCUCUGACGAAGCCUGCUUAGCUGUUCUAAACCCUCUGCCCCUGAAGCAAUGAGGCCUCCAUCGCUGGUCGAGGUUAGCAUUGUCGGACUGUUCCACUUCAUAUCUCAGCAUCUCAUGUCCAUUAGCGUCUCUUUGUAGUUUCAAUCCAAACACGGACGUUCUCUAAACUAAAUGGACCAUUUUCAGUUCAUACAAAUGAUCACAAAUGAAUGUCCGUACUUUCUAGAGCUGAACACUGUGCACAGACUUCAAAACCUUAACUUUUCACCGCGGUCUUGUUUUCUAUCGUCAGUGAAUGUGAAGGAAUCAACUGUGAGAGAGAAAAAGCCAGUUAAAGACACUAAAGUGGAAUUUGAAUUUCCUUUCAGAGCACUUUGGGAAGUUUGGCCUCAUACGGACUUUGCUGUUUGCUCUCUUCCUGCUCAAUCAUGGAAAUAUCUGUGAAAAUAGCAGCAGCAUUACAGGGUUUUUGGACAAUCGAUUAUGCAUUGUUACUGAUCAGCUUACAAUGUAGAUACUCUUACACUCACCUGUACUAACUUCUGUUUCUUUGUUUGUUUUAUUUUGUUUUGUUUUGUUGUAAAAACAGCCACUCUGACAUUUGUGGUUUUGGCCAAUCCAUCAGUCAUGUUUUGGGAGACACAGUAUCGACUGGACCUUGUUCUACCGCUUCCAGACCAGGCUGAUUUUUUUUAGCAUCUUUCUUUGGUAGUUUUCUAGCGCUCAUACAGGACCCAGUAGUAAUGCCUUAGCCACAUACAAAUGUUUUUGGGUUGUUGGGUCCGUGGAAGGAUGUAGAGAGGAGCAGCUGAAUCUCAAAGGAGCAUAAGUGUGUCUUGCACUUCUCUUAAGGUGGCAGGGAUGUCAUGAAAAUGUUGUGUGGUUGGGGAAUUGCGAAGCAUUCAAAAGGCUAAUAGAAGUUACAACAUGUGGAUGAUUCUAUCGUACGGUGUCCUUACACCACACUCUAGUCAUUAGUAGGGUGCAAGUACUGGCUCCUUACUGAUCGCACACAAAUACUGCAAAAAAAAAAACUGACUUAAAAUCUUCCAUAGCUACAUGUGAACAGGAGUUUUUAAUGUGGAAGCCCAAAACACAUGUACUUCAUUGGAAGUAGGGCUGUCACAAUUAGUCGAUUAGUCUAUGUCGACUAUUGAAAUAGUGGACGAUUAAUUUAAUAGUUGAUUAGUCUUUUGUUUUUUGCAUAUCAAAACUAUGGUGCACGCUUUCUAUUGCCAUGUCUGCCAUUGUCUUUGAUACACAUACGCAGUAGUGCUAAUCUAGGUCAUCAGUGAUGUCACAGAAAGAUCUAGGAAGACCUGGCUACCAUAACAACACCCUAACAGAGCCUGAAAGUGGGAAAAAAAGGGUCUCCAAUGCAAUAUCUGGUUAAGAUGUGUGUUUUAUAUCCACUUCACAAAUGAUCAGAUAAGUCAACUAAUUGAAAAAAUUGGAACUGGUCGCUUGAACGCCUGUUUCUAAGCCCGGUGUGAACGUAGCACAACAUUCAGGCUGCAUGCAAGGAGCGCACUCAUAUCACGUGAACAGCACCUACGGGCCCCUUGUGCAGUGUGCAGGGAUUGGGCUGUACUACACACCUGCGUCUCACCUACUUCACCCUCGCGUAACCUUCUGUGUUGCAUAAGCAUUCACUACAACCUGUAGAAAAAUGUACAUGCACAUUUUCUCUCUAGAGCAAGGGUGUCACACCGUGGGACGCAUCCGGCCUGUCAGAAGGUUUAAUCCGUCCAGGUCAUAAAGAGAAAGAAAAAUAAGGAUGUUGGAGGAAAAAAAAGCACGUUUCAAGCCCAUUCCUGUGGCAAGUUAUGCUUAUUUAAAGGAAUGGCAGCACUGCGCAAUUCCGCCACUAGGGGAAGCAAAGGAAAAGAAAUACCGGCUUAACAAGAGAUCAAGAAACAAGCAGCAUUUCUUUGCAACUACGUGCAACGUUUGGGUAAGAUGCACUUAGAUUCUCUGCCAGCUUCACCUCUGUUAAUGUGCUAUCAAAAUAAUCAGGUGUCAAGAGAUUUGGCAAAUAGGUUGUUUUAGGCAUUUUUUCCAACUGAAAACAUAAACAAAGCUUCUACUGGUCCAGCCCACCUGAGAUCAGACACGUUGAAUGUGGCCCUUGAACCAAUAUGAAUUUGACACCCCUGCUCUAGAGGCUUUCUGAGCGGUCUAACUUCUUCAAAUUUGGUGCAGACCAGUACAGGUUUUCCCAGUUUUUACCCAUAUCCAUCUGUGAGGCAGUUGUGACUAAAGCAAAAAUAGAAAUGCUCAGACUUCCCUCUCCCUUCAGCUUCUCUGGGGGGACUCCGAGGUGUUCCCUGGAAAGUUGAGCAAAAUAGUCUUUCUAGUGUCCUGGGUCUUCCCUGAGCUCUCCGUCCAUUGGGACAUAGUCAGAACCCCUCCCAGGGAGGAGUCCAGGAAGCAUUCAGCCGACCUCAACAGACUCAUCUUGAUGUGGCUAAAACUCAUAUGUCAAAGUCAAGGCCCGGGGGCCAGAUCCGGCCCACUUGGCGAUUAUAUCUGGCCCGCCACAUCAUUUUAUAAUUUUGUUAUUAACAGCCUGAUGUUAUCUUGCUCUGGUAACAUAGUGCAACACAUUCUCAUUCCCAAGUCGUCACAAUUUGACAUUUGGUUAAAUACCCCUCAACGUUUUGGGUGUCCCUAACUUGUCGUUUUUUGAUGUCCAAUUAAAUCAAGGCUCCCCAACCUGUCGGCCACAAACCGGUACCAGUCUGGUACUGGGACUUGGACCACACUGGUAUCCUAAGCCUAACCUUUACCCGGUACUGGACAGUCUGUACCAGAAGUGGGUCAGUACUGGUUCCAGUACCAGAUGCAGACCAGGCUAGGGCUAGGGUACCGGUACCAGAGGUUUGGUCCACAUUAAAAAGUUACAUGUUCGGCCCGCGACCUAAGGUGUGUUUUGGAUUUUGGCCCCAGUGUGCGGUUGAGUUUGAGACCCCUAGGCUAAGAUCUUCUUUAAACCUAAAGAAAACACCUAAACGCCAAUCAAGUUACAAAACAUGGACACACUUGAUAAAAAUAAAGAAACCAUGACAACAACAGCAUGAUAUCAAUACCACAACAUAGGAAAGUGGACCCUUCUUCUGCAAAGAAACUGUUUUUCUUGGAUCCUUGGACUCUUGGUUUUCCAAACGUCAACAUCUACUUUCCUCACUGGGAACGUUUAUCAGGAGUGUUGUUCUGCACUUAAGAUGCCUGUCUUCUUCCAUGUCAGUGAAGUGGAUGAAGAGGAGACUCAGUUGGCAGCUCCAAACCUGCUCAGGACUGUGGAUGGGCUUGGUACCCACACCUAAAACUGUGGAUGGAGUCCCUGAAAAAUCGUUUUGGGACAAAGUUACCAUCAUGAUCAUGCCGAUAUUAGCAGAUCGCCCCAAGAAUUUCACUUCAUGUUUUCUCUUUAAUGCCAGCCAUGUGUUGCACAAGGAAGAGCAGGGAUUUUUUUUAUCAUUCAGCGGACAUGUUCAGCACAGUCUGCAUGGACUUUAGACUUUGUUUUUUAAGAUGAUCAUCCAUGGACCAAAACUUCCUCAAGGGAAAAUAUUCAGAAAAAAACUAAAUGUAUUAAGAUUUGCUCACAAACAUAUCACUCCAGUCAGCUUUUCCUUUUAGAGAAACAGGUUGGAUAAUUUUUAUUUAUAUUUUUUGUUAGCUGAUCAAUUAUUAAAAGCCAACAUGAUAAUGGAGAAACGCUUCCAUAGAAACUGUAAUAAUCUAACGACAUCACGCUGUAUUUGUGUGAAUCAGAGGAAACGUGUCUUCAGAAAAAAAAAAAAUGUGCCGAUGAUUUCACACACCUCUUUCCUGACACAAUUAUCAUCUAAAUGUGUGAUAAUGUGUUGUAAUGAUAUGCAAUCAAUGCAACUAACGAGAGCCUGGAUCUCAGUGGAGAGCGGUUCUGGUUCAGCUGCAUGACGCUGAGGUUCAAAGACAUCAAACCUGCCUUGCUACUCAACCGUCUCAGGGGGGCAUUGUUUUUUUUUUUUGUUUGUUUGCCCCCCCUGCAGCCAUUCACCUGUAUGUCCUGAUUGUUGUCUGUGCAUGAAGAGCACUUCUGUGUUUUAACAGUAUUUAUCGUUAUGAUAUAUGCACUGUUUGAAAAUGUGCAAUGUGAAGGUGCGGCUUGAGAGGAAGUCUGGGCUUCAACCACUCUGAUGUGCUUUUAUUUUGAAAUUACAGGAACCAUGUUUUUGGAAAAACAUCAACCCAGUAAGAGAAUAUUUGUUCACACAAAAGUUAAGCUCUAUAAUGAGUUUGAAAAACCAGAAAUCAGAUGUUUUUUUCUCAGAAUACAACAGUUAACAAUUCUCAGACUUUCCGAUAUUGUACCAGUCAGAAUUUAUCUCCAACUUACUUUUUUGCAAAAGAACUUGUAAAAAUACUCUACUUUAUUCUUUUUAGCACAUUUGUUUGUGUUUUUCGAUAGUCUUAAAGCAGUUACUUGAGUCACGUCUCAAAGCACUUUUGACAAUAACCAUCUGUCGUGUCUCUUCUGAUUUCGCAAGAAUAAUUUGCAAACAAUGCUUCCAAAUGAAGAGAUGAAACCCCAACACUCUAUUUUCAAUCAUCAAGUUUCUCACCUGCACAAAAGUUUACAAUUGUUGUCUUCCACUAAUAACUAUAAAGCAGAACAAAAGUUGCUCUUUGACUCAGUCUUCACUUAUCAUAGAUAACAUUUUUUGAUUCAUUUCCAAAAACAUGAAUGGAUUUGUUUCUAAAGACGACCUGAGAAGUGUUUUGGACUCCAGGCUGUAACUUUGAAAUGGGAAUGCAUGAGUGUGGAUGAAGCUUUUGCUGAACGAUGUUUGAACUCUCUUUAGCCAGGAGAUCUAACUGUAUCAAGAUGAAGAAGAUUUGUAAAAGAAAAAUCAAGAAUAAACUUUUUUAUACUUCAA